Molecule: messenger RNA, 1326 nt
Organism: Lactuca sativa (garden lettuce)
Lineage: Eukaryota; Viridiplantae; Streptophyta; Magnoliopsida; Asterales; Asteraceae
Product: F-box/FBD/LRR-repeat protein At1g13570
Molecular function (GO): protein binding
Source: RefSeq, a predicted model, not a curated record
AUGCCUGUCAGCAUUACGCAUUAUCAAACUUCACAUGUCAACCAGUCAAAUUUUGACUUGUUAAACGGGACAUAUAAGAGGAGGUCUUUAACUUGUGUUAAAGAAGAUAGAAUCAGUAACUUACCAGAGCACUUAAUAGACUCAAUCUUAGAGAGGCUCCGAAUUAAAGAUAUUGUAAGGACCAGCAUUAUAUCAAAAAAGUGGAGGUACACAUGGACCAAAAUUAAGGUGUUGGUUCUUGAUGAGCAGUUCUCCAUAAAAUUUGCACAAAAUGGAGCUUUUGAUCGUAAUGGGUUUAUAAAUACUAUAAACCAUGUCUUGACCUCUCACAAUUGUCCUAUCUUGAAAUUUCAUCUCCAUAUACCAAACAUGUUUCUUGAUAGUUACCAAGAAGUUGAUCAAUGGAUGCUACUCUUAUCAAGAAAAAGUGUUAGGGAACUUGUGUUAAUUACUACUUCAAAUCGACGUGAUGAACAUCCUUCUAAUGUGUUCUCUUGUCUAAAAUUGACAAAACUUGAUUUGAAGAACUGUUUCAUUAAGCAACCACUUGAGCUUGAACGAUUUAUCAAUCUUCAAACUCUUUUUCUCCUGAAUAUUGUUUUUGGAGCUAACUUUUGCGAAACCGAGAUCAACUUACCAAAGCUUAAGACGUUGUCCCUUAGUAACUGUACACAUGUUUAUAGUUUCAACAUCAAGGAUUUUGUUCGAGCUGAAAGAUUGACAUUGGCUACAAUGUUAUCUAACUUGCCCAAAGUUAGAUCUCUAGUUACUGAUGGUCAUUUCCUUAAGUUUUUGAGUGCAGAAAAGAAUCUGAAUUGGCUUCCACAUGCGGUUAAUGGUCUACACAAUUUGUUGUUAAUGGAUUUUGAACUUGGUGAUUUGGAUCAACUUCAUGGUGCUCUUUAUUUGCUUCGAAACUCACCCAAUUUAGGAGAUCUGGGUAUAGUGCCUUGGUACAUGGGGCCUCAAGUUGAUGCAGCACCCGCUUUAAAUCAUUUGGAAUCCCUAAACUGCUUGGAUUAUACAUUGAAUGAAUUGCAAACUGUGAUGAUAGUAUCUUUAGAAGGAUCAAGACCUGAACUACUUUUUAUAAAGCUUCUACUUGCUCAUUCUCCUUCUCUAAAGAAGUUUACCUUUAGACUAAAUGAAGUUGACGUUCAAAAAAGACUUAAAAUUGGUGAGGAUAUUCUGCAGUUCCCCCGAGCCUCACCAAAAGCAGAACUGGUGCUCCCGCUUGAAGUACGAGGGACACCCCUAUUAAAACAGUCUGUGUCCGCUAAGGGAUUUGUGAAGAAGAUAGAAUUAGUAAUUUGCUUGAACACUUGA